AUGCAGCUUGAAGUAGUGGCCCCAGAACUACUCAAAUUCCAAGUCUCCGACGGAGUGGCCGGAAAUGGUCUCGAAGAAGUCCACUCUAAGUUCCCUAUCGACAUGUCCAACCCGGCAGCUGUUGACCCCGAGGAUCUCGCCAUUCUAAAAGCGGCGCGCAAGACUGCCGAAAACGCUGAGACCAAAGCCGGUGGUUUUAAUGAAGCUAUAAAGGCAGCUGGCGGCAAGAACACGACCCAGGGCAGGGCGUUGCAGAUCGGCAAGAUAAAGAAUAAGGUGCUGAAACUGCAGCUGCAGGUGACGACCCUUAUCAUCGAGGGAGCGCAGGGCAAGGAUACUGCAGCCAAGUUGGCCGAAGAGAAGGCUAAGCUGGAGAAAAAUGUUAAGCUGGAUCGUGAGGCGGCUGGGCAGAGGAGUCAGAGCGUCGAUUUCCAGGGUACCAGUCAGCCGCAAUGA
This is a messenger RNA of Thermochaetoides thermophila DSM 1495, 456 nucleotides long. RefSeq lists its product as uncharacterized. The transcript is spliced from 3 exons. NCBI's taxonomy places the organism in Eukaryota, Fungi, Ascomycota, Sordariomycetes, Sordariales, Chaetomiaceae. Bases 1 to 456 code for a protein of 151 amino acids. The record is from RefSeq and is a predicted model, not a curated record.